AUGACAGGACAAACCCAUAAAUCAUGGGUUUCCGGUUGCCUGGAAUUGUUAACCCGAAGAGAAGUCUUAUUCAAUCUCUAUCUCAAGGAAAACCAACAACUUUCAAAGACCUUGGAUAUCCCAAAAGGUUAUUUUGCUGUCUAUGUUGGUGAGAGCCAGAAGAAGCGAUUUGUGAUUCCAAUAUCAUACUUGAACCAACCUUCAUUUCUGGAUUUGCUGAGUCAAUCUGAAGAAGAGUUUGGGUACGAUCAUCCCAUGGGCGAUAUCACGAUCCCCUGCAGUGAAGACACCUUCCUUGAUUGAUCUCACUUCCAGUUUAAGUGUGUGACUGAAUGAUAAUAUGACAGUGAUCUUCUUUAACUCAGCAGCUGCUAUGGAGCUGAGAGAUACAAAACUCAUGAAGUAGAAUCAGACACAUGGCCACAUCAUACGAGUCUAAAUUAAGUAACAUUUUGUCUGAAAAUCACAACUCCAUUUUUGAACUCACGAACAGUGAAAUUUUGUCUUCAAUGCCAUGUAAACGUAUCUCUCCCAGGAUCAUAUUCUGGAAAUAUAUAAUAUAUGUAGUCCAAUUCUCAUGAACUUUCUUCUCUUAUUGUCCAUUACAACACUGCCAUAGUUUACUAAAUGGCAUCAUACUUGCACAAAUAAAGUGUAAUGGCUUACAUUCAGUAGUUCUAAGUUCUUAGAUAGAAAUGUCACUACUGCUAGCUUCUCUCCUGUGUUAUGGACAAGGUGUUGGGAGGGAAGACAUGUUUCUACAAGAUUGGACUCUUCGGUAGCAUAUAUAUGCAAAAUCUAUUGAAGGAUAAAGAUUGACGAGAAUGGCAAGACAAACCCACGUGAUUACAUGCUUUCUCACAAGGCAACCUCUAAAUCAUAACCCAGCUUUAUCGUUCAACAUAGUUUGGUAGAUGGAUUGAAAGCUGUGGUAGCCCUCUUCUUGUCUGCUAUGGAGGUAGGGAACAAUGUCUCUACAAGUAUGCAGGUUGGUACCAUUUAUAAUGAUUUGAGCUGGAAGACAAACCCAUGUGGUUUCUCACAAGCUAGUGUUUCUACCUGGAGCCCGUCUCAAUGCCUCUUCACCACUAAUUUCAUGUAGCAGAUGAUUUUCAACAUACCAUUUCUCUAUAUAUACACACAUGAUCAGAUUCAUGUGACUCAUCAACUCCUCUCCUUGCAAGAAUCACAAUAAGCUUUCUCUGUUUCACAAGUCCUUUGAAAUCUUUUCUUCCUUCUUUGAUGAAUUAGGUAUACAGAAACCAUGGGUUUCCGAUUGCCUAGAAUCACCAACACAAAGACAACAGAGAUCCCAAAAGGCUACUUUGUAGUCUAUGUUGGAGAGAGUCAGAAGAAACGAUUUGUGGUUCCAAUAUCAUAUUUGAACCGACCUUUGUUUCAGGAUUUGCAGAGUCAAGCUGAAGAAGAAUUCGGAUACCAUCAUCGAAUGGGUGGUAUCACAAUUCCUUGCGGUGAGGACACCUUCAUUGAUCUCACUUCUCGCUUAAGUGUGUAAGUGAACACUAAUGAAGCGGAUCUUGGAUCCAAAACAUACUCAUUUCAAAACUCGCUGCUGAGUCAAGAUGAAGAAGAGGCUUGGGUUGAUAAUUGUCAUCCACUGCAUCAAAUCACUUGUGUGGUGGGGAAACUGGCCGGCUGUAUUCCUGAAGCUGCUUCUGAGCUGAUGAAGAAAGAGUUCCAAAUUUUGAAGAAGAAUCAGAUCAGGCAAAUAUGAAAAUUGCAUAAACAAUUAGUCUAAAGUUCAUGAGACUCCAAAAUUUUGUGAAUUCAAGCCAGUCAAGUUCUGUGUUUUACUCCUAUGUAAAACUUUCUCAUUCUCUAUAAAAUAUGGGAAUGCAAAACAAUUACUUCAUAUCCUGAAUUCCUGAUCAACUUUCUUGUGUUAGUUUUCACUA
Messenger RNA from Rosa chinensis, 1916 nucleotides. Its product is annotated as auxin-induced protein 15A-like. Gene Ontology annotation, biological process: response to auxin. The transcript has 2 exons. The record is from RefSeq and is a predicted model, not a curated record. Lineage: Eukaryota; Viridiplantae; Streptophyta; Magnoliopsida; Rosales; Rosaceae. The coding region runs from base 1 to 303 and encodes 100 amino acids.